This is a messenger RNA of Aspergillus heteromorphus CBS 117.55, 1255 nucleotides long. RefSeq lists its product as uncharacterized. The annotation marks the transcript as partial. The transcript has 4 exons. Lineage: Eukaryota; Fungi; Ascomycota; Eurotiomycetes; Eurotiales; Aspergillaceae. The record is from RefSeq and is a predicted model, not a curated record.
UUUUACUUUUAUCAUGUAAAAGCACCUGCUAGGCAGUUUCAUUCUUAUGGCGCCAUCAUCACGGUCACGUCGGGCACACGGUGCUAUGAAUUCUCAACGACAGAGACCAACAGUUCACUCGGACCUCCCCCGCACCGGAGGCUAUGUAAGAGAUGCCAAAAGCAUCCGUUAUUCUGGGCCCCCGAAGAGGAUAUUACCCCCAGAGGCCGGUUCCGAGCGGGCAGCAAAAACUGCUAGAACAGAGACUGCGGUGAAUCCAUCAUCCCAGGGCCAGCCUCCUCUGCAGCAGACAUCAGAUCAGGAUAUAAACAUACAGGGUUCCUCGUUCUCCCAGGGCCGGGAUUCGGGUAGCUUAUCCCAGCCUGGAGAUCCUGCUGCUCCGGCAGCCAUACCAAACAGUAUGCCGCAGCUGUUAGCGAGAUCGCGGGAGGCCUCCGUGCCGACCUUCUCUUUCAGCGGGCGGGAGCCCAAUCCCGCCAGUCAGAAUACUACUGACAGUGGAAGUGGGAAUUCUCACUCAUACCAGCGGUCUUCACAAGAGUUAAUAUAUAUUGAUGACAAUGAGGCCGGUGAGAGUAUACCGUCUAAUCAACCGAUGCCAGCCAUUUCCAUCCCCUCAUCUGAUCGAAUCAAAAUCUCGCAGUCAGACAAUGAGGCAUUUGAGCAGUUGACUCUUUGUGCACGGCGGCAGUUUAUUGCCACAUUAGACAAUAAAAGAGUGACUUGGCCAGUCGAGCAGGCAUUUCCAGGCCUCUCCGCUACCCGGGACAUGUACAAGAAUGCGGUAACCCGCGUCCGGGACUUAUACAAAACCUGGAAGAAUAAGUCCCUGGAUCUAGCGCUGAGAAAAUUUAAUAAUUGGAUUCUGACACUCACACCUCGGCAGGCGCACAAGAUUCGUGCCUCAAUGGAUUUUAUUCUUGUGAACCAGGCCAUAGCUAGCCGGUUUGAACUUAGCUGGGUAUUUGAUAUUUUUCCUUGGGCUCAGCAGGUGAUAUCCAUCGAUGACUGCUCUACUCUGGGUCAGGACUGGUUGAAGUAUAUCACAACCCAGCUGAUGACCAUGACCUAUUUUGCCAGUCUCACUGAGCAGGACUUUAUGCAUUGCUCAAAGCUCAGAACAUAUAAUAAAUGGAACCGCCACGCUGUGCUGCAUAUGUUUGAUGACUUGCAUACAUGCAAGCGAUUUCAAGAUAAGCUUAGCAUUGGAGACUUCCCCCAGCGAUUAAAGCCUGCGUUUAGAAUACGCCGUGGU